This is a messenger RNA of Triticum turgidum subsp. durum (durum wheat), 621 nucleotides long. Lineage: Eukaryota; Viridiplantae; Streptophyta; Magnoliopsida; Poales; Poaceae. The record is from the annotation of a GenBank genome assembly.
AUGACACCAACACCGAUGGCCACCAUCAUCUGUUCCGCCAUUGUCUUCAUGCUCCUUUCUAUGACCAUGAUGGCUCAAGCCGAUGACUCUGGUGGUGGCAAGCCCAAGGCGACCGACCUCAUGGUAAGAGCAUGCAAGAACGCCUCGUUCAACAACCCCCAUGUUGAUCCUGUCACAGAGGAAUUCUGCUUAACAACCCUCAAGUCAGACAAUCGAAGCACUAAGGCUAUGGACCUCCGUGAACUGCUGCUAGUCGCUGAUGACAUCCUUAGGGGUCGAGUCACUACUACCGGCAGCACGGUCAAGAAAAUGUUGGAAAACACCAGGAAAGGCACGGUGCCAAUGCGCGUCCUCAGCUUGUGUGAGGUGGAUUAUGACACUGUGUUGAGCGUCCUGAAGAUAUGUGAUGCCAUGAUCAGGGAUUACCAAGGCGAUGAGGACAAGCUACAGUCUGGUGAGCUUGUCAGUUGUGUGGAUAUGGCAUAUGAUUCUAUCAACGAGUGCGGCUCUGAGCUAGUUGAUAUGCCUGCCGUGGGGGCUUUGGUCAAUGAAAACAAUGAAUUGGCCAUGCUGGUUAAACUGAACACUGCGUUGGUAGCACCACAUGAUAUUUCUCAGUAA